CACCAAUUAUUAAGUGCAUCAUUAUACAUUCCAAACGGUGUUGCGCAGAGGUCCUUUACCGCAGAUGUCUUGCAAGAUGGGAAGCACAGCUGGGGCGGCGGUCUUUGUCAACGCUUUUCUGCAUGCGCAGCUUGGCGGCCCUCUUGUAUAAGCAGGGGGAGCUUGAUGAGGCUGAAGAGCUGCAGCGCAAAGCCGUCGUGGGGAUAAAAGCACAGCUGGGCCCGCACCAUCCGGACACGCUCAGCAGCGUAAACAACCUUUCCCUUAUCCUCGUGUCGCAGGGCAAACUGGAGCAGGCCGAAGAGCUGUUGUGGAGCCUUGGAAGGUGGAGAGUCCCAACUGGGGCCGCAACAUCCGGAGACGCUCACUUUCGUGAACAACUUGGCCUCUCUCUUGAAGAAGCAGGGUAAGUUGGAGGAGGCGGAGGAGCUUUAUCGCAGGGCGCUGAAAGGAAACGAGGAUCAGCUGGGAUCCACGCAUCCAGCCACCCUCGUCUCUGUCGACAACCUGGCACUUCUUCUGCAGGCCAAAGGCUGCUUUGCAGAGGCUGAGCCUUUGUGCCGGAGAGCGACUAAUGGCUUCGAAGCCCAGCUCGGGCCGAACCAUGAAGGCACGCUGAUUUGUCUCCGCAAUUUCGCUGGCCUCCUGCAGGAGCAAGGAAGGCUCGAUGAGGCUGAGGAGCUUCUGCGCAAGGUUCUGAAAAGAAAGGAAGACCUUCUGGGAGCCUCGCAUGCAGAGACCCUCCUCUCCAUCCGGAAUCUGGCAAGUCUUCUGGAGGUGAAACGAUCCUUUGCAGAGGCGGGUCAGCUAUAUCUCCGCGAGUUGCGUGGCCUCGAGGAGCUCCACGGUCCAAAUCACGAAAUGAUCCAACAAAGCCAACGCAACCUGGAGCGAGCCCAACAAGCGCACAGGCUUCAAACUGCUGCUGCCAUGGACGUGUUGCCAGCCAACCAGACAAUCGUCAAAGGAAUGCGCUGUCGUUACUGGUCCUCCACCCAUGGAGGUCGCUGGCUACCGGCCUGCCUCACCAAGGUGCAUGGUGAUGGCACGGUGGAUCUGGACAUCAAAAAACACGCCUCCCUCGAGAACAUCUCGCCAUCUCCGGAGGUGGCUGAGGCAGAGGCGUGGCCCCCGGGGCCCAGUGUCAGCUACAACAGCAGCACCGCCAAGCGUUGGAUCCCAGCGGUGGUGCAGUCGUUCAACUCGAUGAGCAGCACCAAUCCUGUUGGUAGCUACAACCUGGACGUCCGUCCCAUGGCGGACUGUGAGAAGAUCCGGCCCCGGCUGACGUACGUGCAAGAAGCAGAAACCGCACAGCAGCAUUCCCGGGAAGCGCUCUUGAAAUGGACGAACCCAGCCAGAGAGGAUGCGUAG
This is a messenger RNA of Cladocopium goreaui, 1374 nucleotides long. The record is from the annotation of a GenBank genome assembly. NCBI's taxonomy places the organism in Eukaryota, Dinophyceae, Suessiales, Symbiodiniaceae.